AUGACUGCGAGCUUGUCGAAUCGAAAGGAAUACCAAGAUAUCUUCCACUGGGCAGAGACCCAGCAGGACGGGGCUAUCCCAUCAUUCGGACUUCAAAAAGAUGAUCCCUAUGAGGAUCAAUCGGGGUUCAACAAUAGUUUUGCAUCCGAAGCAGUGCCUGGAACCCUGCCUCAAGGGCAGAACAGUCCCAGAAAUGUGCGGUUCGGGCUAUAUGCCGAACGGAUGACGGCUUCAGCCUUCGUCGCACCUCGACACCUCAACAAGAAAGCUUGGCUUUAUCGAGCCAGACCGUCGGUCGCCCAUCAGGGUUUCAUGAGAAGGGGCCACUCCCACGUAGGACUGCCUGACAAUGAAGAUACGGAAGCAAACUUCCCGCCGAGCAACCCAAGAUUCCACCUUUCUCCUACACAGCUCGCAUGGCUUCCGUUCGAUGUACCCGACGGCGACGGGAUCGACUUCGUCGCUGGACUCAAGACGAUCGCUGGAUCCGGCGACCCCACCCUACGAGAGGGAAUCGCAACUCACAUCUACGCUGCAAACUCCGACAUGAAGAAGACAGCUUUUGCCAACUCUGGUGGUGACUAUCUCGUAUGCCCACAGCAAGGUGCUCUCGAUGUCCAGACAGAAUUCGGCAUGCUUUGCGUUCAGCCAGGUGAGAUUGUGGUCAUUCAACGGGGCCAAAAAUUUAAAGUCAAUCUGCCUGACGGUCCUUCGCGAGGAUACAUUCUUGAGGUCUGGGGUGCCAACUUCGAACUUCCUGAAUUGGGCCCACUCGGUGCGAAUGGACUGGCCAACGCUAGAGACUUCCUGCACCCUGUGGCCGAGUAUGAGAUCGAGCAGGAGCCAUGGACUGUCACAUACAAACUUGGUGGGAAGUUAUUUCGAAGCUCUCAACAGCACAGCCCCUUCGAUGUUGUUGCAUGGCAUGAAAACUAUGUUCCUUACAAAAACGAUCUCACCAAGUUCGUAAAUGUUGGUUCUAUCUCAGUGGACCAUCUUGAUCCCAGUAUCUUCUGCGUGCUUACUGCCCGUUCUCGGGAUCCUGCUGCACCACUAGCCGACUUCCUCAUCUUCUCACCUAGGUGGGACGUGGCUUCACACACAUACCGUCCUCCGUAUUUCCAUCGAAAUGUUGCAUCAGAAUUCAUGGGACUUCUUUAUGGUGACUACGGCGGUCGAUCAGGUGGGUUCCAGCCUGGCGGUGCAUCCUAUGAGAGUGGUAUGGUUCCACACGGCGUGGCUUAUGAGGAGUUCAAAGCCGCAACUGAGAACGAACCUCCAGUAAUGCAGAUCUCCAAGGGAGCAGUCGCAAUCAUGUUCGAGAACUCGAGACCAUUCACUAUUACCGACUUCGCAUGGAACACUGACAAGAAGCACGAACACGAUCCCAAGAUGUGGAAUAAUCUUGUUGACAACUUCUCAAAGCACCAAGAUGAGGUCAAGAAGUUAUUGGCAAGCAAGGAGAAAGCACGAACAUAG
Aureobasidium namibiae CBS 147.97 is the source of this 1479-nucleotide messenger RNA. RefSeq names its product putative homogentisate 1,2-dioxygenase. The record is from RefSeq and is a predicted model, not a curated record. Gene Ontology annotation, cellular component: cytoplasm. Gene Ontology annotation, molecular function: homogentisate 1,2-dioxygenase activity. The coding region runs from base 1 to 1479 and encodes 492 amino acids. The transcript is spliced from 5 exons. Lineage: Eukaryota; Fungi; Ascomycota; Dothideomycetes; Dothideales; Saccotheciaceae. Gene Ontology annotation, biological process: L-phenylalanine catabolic process.